AAUGGAAAAUUGGAAAUUGUAUGUACGUAGGUGUGAAUAGCUGAAUAUUAUAGUGAAUAAUGAUUAAAUUAUCUUGAAAAAAAAAAAUCAACUAGUGAGAUAAUACAGAAUUUUGCAAAUAUGGCAUGUUAUAUUUAUUGUAUAUAUUCUAUUAUAUUGUGAUAUAAUUUCUUCCACUCCAAACCCUACAAAAUAUCUGUGGAUCUAAUCUAAUCCUUAAAAAUGUCUGCGGAAUCUGAUAUGGAAUAUUCGGACAACGAUGGUGACGACUACGAUUAUUACGGAGGACAAGAUGAUUGCGAUAUGGAGACAGUGGAUCGAAGCAAGGCUGACCCUGAGCAUUUUAUAUUUUCCUGUUUGAAAGUUGAAGAAGUUGAGAAAUUGUUAAAUGAAUCGAUCGAAUUGCUAAGCAAUAGUCUUCAAAUCACACCUUCUCUCGCAAAGGUGAUGCUACAUGCCUAUGAAUGGAAUGCAGAAGAGAUUAUAAAUAAGUAUAAAGAGAAUGCCAAUGAUGUUUUAGUUUUCAGUCAUGUUAAACCUAGAGUACCUUCCAUUCAGGGCAAUUCCAGUCGAACAGUGUGUGCUGUUUGUGCUAAUACACCACCUAUUCAUAAAUAUAGUGCAUUAGCUUGUGGACAUUACUUUUGCAAUGAUUGCUGGGCAAUGCAUUUUGAAGUACAAAUAAAGCAAGGUGUUUCAAAUACAAUACAGUGUAUGGCACAGGAUUGUGAAGUAUUGGCACCAGAAGACUUUGUUUUGUCGCAUGUUACAAAGCCAGCUCUGCGAGAACGUUAUCAGCAGUUUAUGUUCAAGGACCAUGUGAAAUCACAUCCUCAGUUAAGAUUUUGUCCUGGUCCUAAUUGUCAGUGGAUUUAUCAGGCGUGGGUUCGAGUGGGCGCCCGUCGUGUAGAAUGCCUUGGCUGUGAAACACUGACCUGUUUCUCCUGUGGAGCACCUCAUCAUGCGCCAACUGACUGCGCAACUAUACGCCGAUGGCUGACCAAAUGCGCUGAUGAUUCUGAAACAGCUAAUUAUAUUAGUGCACAUACAAAGGACUGUCCUAAAUGUCAAAUAUGCAUAGAGAAGAAUGGGGGUUGUAACCAUAUGCAAUGUGGGGCAUGUAGAUAUGACUUUUGUUGGGUUUGCUUGGGUGACUGGAAAUCCCAUGGUUCGGAGUAUUACGAAUGCAGUCGUUACAAAGAAGACCCUAAUUUAGCAAAUGAUAACCAACAUGCUCAGGCUAGGGAAGCCUUGAAAAAAUAUUUGCAUUACUAUGAAAGAUGGGAAAAUCACGCUCGGUCUUUGAAACUGGAAGAACAAACAUUAGCAAAUUUAAAAAGCCGCAUCAAUCAGAAGGUCAUGGCCGGCGAAGGGACUUGGAUUGACUGGCAAUAUCUUUGGGAUGCAGCCAGAUUAUUAAAGCGUUGUCGAUACACUCUUCAAUACACAUAUCCAUAUGCAUAUUAUAUGGAAGUAGGGCCGCGAAAAGAACUUUUUGAAUAUCAGCAGGCCCAAUUGGAAGCUGAAAUAGAAAAUCUUUCAUGGAAAGUAGAAAGAGCAGAAACCACCGACCGCGGUGACUUAGAAAAUCAAAUGGACAUUGCUGAGAAACGAAGGACAACUUUGCUGAAAGAUUUCUUAGAAUUUAACACAAAUAACGCCUCCAGUAGUAAAGUUUAAGAAGUAUCAAUCACACAAAUGCAUUUUAAUUGAAACAUAAUAUUAUGACAGCAUUGUGCACCUUUGUAAAAUAAUUAUAAAUGCUAAGAAUUUUCUUUUGCCAAAGUACCUAUAUUUAUUAACGUAAUUUUGCAAUAAAAUAGGCAAUGCUGUGAUGGUGUCUUAUUAUUUUAAAAGUAAUGAUUUCUAUACGGGAGUCUUUAAUUGAGCUAUAUUAUGUCUUGCUUGUUCCAGUACUGCAAACAUACUGCUUACAUACUAAGCAGUAUAAUCCCAUAGGCUUCAGCUCUCCAAACUUUUGACCUAGGAGAAAGUUUAGUUUUAGAACAAAUAUAGUAAACUGAUUUUUUUUGACUUUGUUAUUUGAAAUAUUACUUUUUAAUUAUUAAAUAUUAUUAGUCCUUACUGAAAAUAUGAUACACCAUCCCCUUUUAAAGUAGUUUUUACAAUACAGUAUGGCAUUUUGAAUGAAGACUGGCGCGCGAUUGGAACUUUUUUGGCUCGGACAUUUGAGUGCGGAACUGAGGUCCAUUUAGUAGGAGGUCAAUGAUGGGAUGUAUAAAAACAUGUAGUACAUUUUAUUUAUUAUAAGUAAGACCUAUGUCACAGUGACUGAAAGAAACUGGCACAGUCAGAGACAGGGAGAGCAAACACUGUGUUAAGGCUGCAUUACGAAUGCGUCAGUCCGACCAGGGAAGAACCAUGGUUCGGUCAGACGGUCACUACGGUACAAAUACAUUGCGCACUAAGUUACGGCCAAUUUUCCGUAACGUUUUUAGUCGAUUGCGAGCGGGCGAGAAGACUAGUUCUUUGUUUUGUAAACCACGAACAUUGUUUUUCACAAUCAUACACCGAUUUUGUUUAAAUUGACUAAAAAUCGCUGUCAUUAUUUAUAUGCACACUUUUUCAACGUGAUUUGAAGUUUAUUUCAGAUAAGUGAGCCCUCACUGAUAACACAGAUUUUCUGACAGGUCACACGUCCUCGUGUGAAAACUAAAAGUAAGGUAAGUCAACGGUAAGCAGAAAAAACAUCAUUAGUUAAAAUAUCGUAUCGGUAAUUCUGACCAUGAACAGUCAACCCGUGUUUUUUUUAUAGGAUAGGGUGACAAACCAGGACACAGUCCACCAGAUGGUAAGUGGUUGCUGUAGCCCAUAGACAUCUACAUCUAUCCUCAAUAAAGACUUAAGAUGCAGAUGCGUUGUCACCCGUGAGGACUAAGAUGGAAUGCCUCUUUGCCAGUAAAAUGGGUCUCCGGUUCUCUACACUCACCAUACGAAACACAGCAGCGUUAAGCUGCUAUUUUAAGCUGGUUUUCUGUGAGAGCGUGGUCCUUCCCCGGUCGAGCCGACCCAUUCGUACUACAACUAUACUACUAAUAUAGCUGCAGCAUGGCUCUACCACUUUAAAAGAUAUCGCAAUUUUUGCUCUAACCAUAUAAAAAAACUUAGUAGAAAUUAUAAUAGGCAAAAAAUUAAUAAUUCAAUUAAUUAACCUAAAAAUUAUGGUCCACGAUAAAUGAGAUUACGCAAUAUAAACCUCCAAAAACUAAUAAUGUUGACCUACUUAAUUCAAAAUCGCAUCCUCAAAUCUAAGUAAAUCAUGUUAAUAAUUACUUUAUCAACAUUGGGUCUAAUUUAAAAAACCACGUAAAAAAAUUUGUGUGUGCAAAUUUGCAGCAUAUGAAGCUUGCAGUAUAGUAUAUUUCAUUACGAGUGCGGAAAGCCUGUCAUUGCAGAGUUCCGACAAAUGUCUAUCUUUAACGCUCAAAAACAUAUUUUAAUAUGAUCUAUAAAUUACCAAAAACAUAUGUUCCAAACUAUUUUCUCUUUUUUUGUUUCUUGUCAUCCGAUCUUAUCCCUGAUAUAAAGAAAUUGUAAUUUUAUGGUUCUCAAACUUUGUUAUGACAAGAUAGAAUUACUCAAUGUUAGGGAAAAUCGGAUGCAUUUGAUUUUUUUUGGGAAAAAAAAUUAACAGCAAGGACUGGUGAAAUGGGAUAAUACAGGAGUAGAUGUUGAUAGAUUAUUUUGUGUGCAUAUUUGUGUAUGUGUAUCAAUAAGCAGGCGUGAGCCUAUUUAUAGAGUUAAGUAGAAUCAGAAUAAGGGCAUGAAGUCGGAAAAAGUAAAGCAAAGUUGACUAGACUAGGAAAAGGAACGUGGGUUGAAAGUUUCCCGUGAAACUGAAUUACUUUAUCUAAUGAGAUAAAUAUGUAAUGAGAUGAGAUAAACGUUACCUGAUGAGAUAAAUGUGUCAAAGAAUAAUUUUUGUAAGGAUAAAACGAUAGACAACAAUCAAAACCAAGAAAAUAAUAUGCGUUUGAGAAUAUUUUAAUUAUUUUUUCCUUCCGCUUAGGAAUAACAAAUUUCACGUCAUCUUUUUUGCCAAUAGUUUUAUAAUACGUUAUGGUGUAUUUUCUUGGGCUUAAAUUAAUAUUCUCAAUGACACCGGCAUAAUAUUUCCAAGCCUUUUUAUAGUAUCGAACUAGAACUUUAUCUCCAAUAUUGUAUGUUGGUUUCAAAUUAGUAAUAUCAUCUUUAUCUCGUCCGCCGUCAGUUAUAUGAAUUCCAAUAUGAAGUUGCCACAGGUGUUCAUUUGAUCUUUUGUCACUAUUUUUACCGGAUUAUCUUUAUUUUUUAUUUUUUUCUUAGAUGUGUGACCUAUGUCUGUAUUUUGUAGUUUUUUCUCCUUUAAAUCUAUAAAUAUAUCCCUAUCUAGGUUAAUAGGUUUAAGUUGUAAGCUUCCAUGAGUUUUGUAGAAAGCUUGGUUUUCAGGUGUCAAUUUUACGGAUGAUAACAUAGUCACUUUUUACGUUGCCUUGUCUAAAGUAUUUAUAUCAUCGCUAUCUUUGUCUUUCCAAAUAUCUUUUGUCUCAAUAAUUUCGUCGCAGGUGUUGCAGGUCUGUGCGGCUUUUUCUACUUCCUGUAAAUUUUUAACAAUUUGUUUAAUUACCUGAUCUUUAGAUAGUGGUUCUAAUUCAGUCUUUUUUCUCUCAUAAUUUAAGUUAGUCUUGUUCCAUGUAUCAAAGUUAUCAGGUAAUAUAUCACUGAGGCAAUCUAAUAAGUCAGAAUCACUAUGUACACUCAUUUCAAUGCUUUCAUCUGUCGUGGUAAUGCUAGGAGUCCUCUUACGUUUUGUUACAGACUUUUUGUCGUAGAUUUUUUUUCCUUCUUUUGUGAUGCCCAUUGGUUUUUUAGUCUUGAUUUUUUGUUUAUAUCAGGGUCGUUUAAAACCGUUAAAUCCAUUAAAUCGUCUGUUAAAUUGUUAGAAAAAUAAUUCCUAUCAUCUCCAGAAAUAAGAUUUUCUUUGUCAGUCCGAGUUUUCUUUCCUGUACCUUUUCCUUUUUUAGUAGUAUAUCUGUUAUUAUUUGUCUUGUCUGUCAAACAUUUGCUUGUUUUUUCUCUUUCUUUUGCCUGUUUUGUUUAUUUUUCUCUUGUUGUUUUUCUGGAUGUGUGUGAUGGAUGAAUGUGUGAUGGAGCAUGAAUGUAUAAGCCCAAGACUCCUCUGGAUUAGGUUAAAAGUCGGACUCACUCGCUUGUUUAUCCUUGGGGUCUAUUCACCAACGGAUCUGCGUGGAGGUGGGUCCAUAAAAACACAACAAGAGAGAGAGGAAUUUUGGGAUAGCAUGAGAGAGGUCUUGAAUAAAUGCGGAGAAAAUGAACGGAUCGUGAUGUUAGGGGACUUUAAUGGAUGGGUUGGAGUAAAGCGUGAUGGGUAUGAAGGAGUUCUGGGUACGUUUGGGGACGAGAGAGUGAAUGACAAUGGGAGAAGCCUGCUUGAAGUAUGCUUGGAAUGGAAUCUGUGCGUGGCCAACACAAUGUUUGACCACAAAAAGAUCCAUUUGUAUACAAGAGAUGAGGGUGAGUCUAGAAGUAUGAUUGAUUUUGUAAUUGUGGAUGAAAGACUGAGGAAGAAAGUGCUAGACACUCGGGCAUACCGCGGUGUAGGCCUCGACACAGACCACUUCCUGGUCAUAGCCCGAAUGCGUGGCCUCUUUAAACGGUGGCGACACCGAGUGGCCGAGCCUACGAGUGUUUUGGACAGAGUAAAAGUGGAAAAUCUACAAGAAGAAGAAAAGAAAGACGAGUAUGUAGAGAAACUGAAAGAAAGUUUUAAAGGGAUAGAAGAGAUAGGAGUGAUUGAAGAUUUGUGGGAGACAUUUAAGAAAGGGGUCGUAAAUGUUGCUAUCGAGGUAUGCGGGGUAGCUAAAAGAAGGAAAGGAAGAAAGAAUGAUAACGUGUGGAUGGAUAAAGAUGUACAAAAGGUUGUGCAAGAAAAGAAGAAAGCGUGGUUGGAUUGGUUAGCAACAAAAGCUAACCAAAAAGUUCAAAAGGCAACGGAUGACGUGAUAAAGGAAGCAAGAACGAAGUAUAAAAGAUUGAAAACAGCAGCGAAAGAAAUUGUGUCUAGAAAGAAAGAAGAACGAAAGGAUGAUUUCGAUAGGAGGCUCACUGAAGAUUUCCAGUCAAACAUUAAGUUUUUCUGGAAAACCAUCAAAACAGCCAGAGGAAAAUCUUCUACCUCUGAGCUGAGUACAAUCAGGAGUCAAGAUGGGAGCAUUAUAAAAGGAGAAGAAUAUGUGUUAAAGAGAUGGAAAGAGUAUUUUGAAAGUUUGUUUGAAAGAGAGGAAGUGCAGGUACAGCAUCUGCCACCUUCCACGGAAACUAAUAUAAGUGUUGAUGAAUAUGAGAUAAGCAUGGAUGAAAUAGUGAAAGCGUUGAAAAGUAUGAGAUUAGGUAAGGCUGCAGGGUAUGACAGGAUUACCGUCGAGAUGCUGAGGGCUGGACAGGGCCUGGUGGCUAGUCAGCUGUACCGCCUUUUCAAUCUGGCGGCUCCGUGGCGCAGUGGCUUAGCAAUCAGUUGUUGCGCUGGGGGCCGCGGGUUCGAAUCCCGCACGGAACAAGUAUUUGUAUGGCCUACAAAUAUUGUUCCGGGUCUGGAUGUUUGUCCUUGUGCAAUUUAUGUUUGUAAACUGCCUCCACGACACAGGAGAAAAUCCUAGUGUGGGGGUAAUGUUUUUUUUUAAUAAUAAAGAUAAAGAAUCUGUGCUGGCGAAAUGGGCAAGUACCGGGAGACUGGUGCAAAGCCGUAAUUGUGCCAUUGUAUAAGGGAAAAGGGUCACGGCAGGACUGCAUAAAUUGCCGCGGUAUAAGCCUUCUCAGCGUCGUCGGUAAAUUGUAUGCGAAAGUGUUCAUUGAAAGGAUUGUGAAUGAAACAGACAAGAAAGUAUGGGAUGCACAAGCGGGAUUUAGAAAGGGAAUGGGAUGUACGGAUCAGGUCUUUUCCUUGCGGUGCAUAGCCGAAAAGUAUUUGGCUAAAAACAAGAGAGUCUACUGCGCGUUCGUAGAUCUAGAAAAGGCCUAUGAUAGAGUGGUGAGGAAUGAAUUGUGGUCAGCACUGUCCGUGAACGGUGUGAGCAGUAUCCUCAUACGAGCAAUGCAAUCUCUUUAUAGGGAUUCUAGUGCUUGUGUAAGGAUAAACGGGGCAUACACUGAAUGGUUUAAUAUCGAAAAAGGUGUUAGACAGGGAUGUGUAGCGUCACCGUGGCUGUUUAAUCUGUUCAUGGACAAUUGUUUGACAGAUUUAAAAGAGAAUGAAAGUGGGUUGAGAAUGAAUGAGUUACUCGUCAAAUGUUUUCUCUAUGCUGAUGACCAAGUAUUACUUGCGUCUUCGGCCGAGGAGUUGCAGGAGAUGGUAACUGCUAUGAGUGGAGCUUUUGUUAGAAAGGGAAUGAAGAUGAAUGUAAGGAAGACGAAAGUGAUGGUGUUUG
Molecule: messenger RNA, 7445 nt
Organism: Parnassius mnemosyne (clouded apollo)
Lineage: Eukaryota; Metazoa; Arthropoda; Insecta; Lepidoptera; Papilionidae
Source: the annotation of a GenBank genome assembly